This is a messenger RNA of Eutrema salsugineum, 1207 nucleotides long. RefSeq lists its product as uncharacterized. NCBI's taxonomy places the organism in Eukaryota, Viridiplantae, Streptophyta, Magnoliopsida, Brassicales, Brassicaceae. The record is from RefSeq and is a predicted model, not a curated record. Bases 1 to 1098 code for a protein of 365 amino acids. The transcript is spliced from 3 exons.
AUGAGUUCUUCUUUCUCUUCUUCUUCUUCUUCUCGCAAGAAGUUUUUGGAUUCAGGACUUGUGAUCGGACAAAAAGAAGUAACAAGAAUUUUGAUUCUGUUUCUUGUUUUGACUGCAUCAGGUCUGGUUUUAUACAAAACAGCUUAUCCUCUGCAACGACUUGAUGUCGUCAACAAUCUCACCUCUCUUCUCGCUUCUCGAUCUCCACCAUUUCCAAAUCUCAAAUCAUCAGAAAUUUCUGCAGAAAUGAAAAAAUCAGAUAUCACAUUGAGAAAGAUUUUAGAGAAUGCGUCGACUAAGAACAAUACAGUGAUUAUAACGACACUGAAUCAAGCUUGGGCAGAACCAAAAUCCAUAUUUGAUCUCUUCUUAGAGAGUUUCCGUAUUGGACAAGGAACACAACAGCUUCUGAAACAUGUAGUUGUGGUUUGCUUGGAUCCCAAGGCGUUUCAACGAUGCUCACAGCUUCAUUCUAAUUGCUAUUACCUUGAAACUUCAGACACUGAUUUCUCUGGUGAUAAAGCUUACAACACUCCUGAUUAUGUCAGGAUGAUGUGGCGCAGAAUCGAGCUUCUUAUGCAAGUUCUCGAAAUGGGUUUUAACUUCGUAUUUACGGACGCAGAUGUAAUGUGGCUUAGAGAUCCAUUUCCUCGGCUAUAUCCAGAUGGAGAUUUUCAAAUGGCAUGUGAUAAAUUCUUUGGAAAUGCUUCCGGUUUAGACAAUUUGGCCAAUGGAGGGUUCGUAUAUGUGAAAUCGAACAAUCGAAGCAUUGAGUUUUACAAGUUCUGGUACAAAUCUCGUCUGAUUUAUCCAUGGUUACACGAUCAAGAUGUGUUCAACAAAAUCAAGAACGAGCCUUUUAUAUCUGAGAUUGGAAUCCAAAUAAGAUUUUUUGAUACGGUCUACAUUUGUGGGUUUUGUCAACCGAGCAAAGACAUGAACUUGAUUUGCACAAUGCAUGGUAAUUGUUGCCUUGGUACGGAGAAGAAGAUUCAUGAUCUGAAUCUUAUUCUUGAUGAUUGGAGAAAGUAUAUGUUUUUGUCAAAACAUGUGGAGAAUACGACUUGGAGUGCUCCUAAGAGGUGCUUGGAGAAAUAAAAAUUUAUUUAAUAGAUUUUGAUGAAAAUUAAUUUCAAAAACGAAGACUAUUUAUUGUGAUGUAAGGAAACUGUUCUACUUAGUUUAAUCAAAUUCUCUUUUUUUUUUU